GUGAGAGCGACAGCAGAGCUGCAGUCGAGACAAAUCUCUGUGUUUCUGUCUAAAGAAAAAUUACAUAGAGUUGAUCAGGAUUUCCUCAACAACUGCUCAGAUACUGUGUGUAGACAUGUCUGCUGCCAGCAACCUGAGAUCUGAAGAUCAGUUCCUGUGCUCCAUCUGUCUGGAUGUGUUCACUGAUCCAGUCACUACAUCAUGUGGACACAACUUCUGUAAGAACUGCAUCACUACACACUGGGACAUUAGUGACAGGUGUCAGUGUCCCAUGUGUAAAGAGGUUUUCUAUGUAAGACCUCAGUUCAGGGUCAACACUUUGUUCUCUGAGGUGGUUGCUCAGUUCAAACAUGAAGCUCAACAGAAAACCAGCAGCAGCAGCUCAGAGCAACAAGUUUCCAAACCAGUAGAAGUUUCCUGUGACGUCUGCACUGGAACCAAACUGAAGGCCCUGAAGUCCUGCCUGGUGUGUCUGACCUCCUACUGUGAGACUCACCUGGAGCCUCACCUGACAGUGUCAGGCCUGAAAAGACAUCAGCUGAUCGACCCUGUGGAGAACCUGGAAGACAGGAUGUGUACGAAGCACGAUAAACCUCUGGAGCUGUUCUGUCAGACCGACCAGACAUGUGUCUGCGUGCUCUGCUCUGUUUUAGACCACAAGACACAUGAGUUUGUUCCUCUGAAAGAAGGAUAUGAAGGAAAGAAGGCAGAGCUGGAGGAGACAGAGGCUGAAAUUCAGCAAAUGAUCCAGAAGAGACGAGUGAAGAUUCAGGAGAUCAAACACUCAGUCAAGAUCAGUAAAGAUGAUGCAGACAGAGAGAAAGCAGAAGGUGUUCAGGUCUUCACUGCUCUGAAGGAGUCUGUUGACAGAGGCCUGAACCAGCUCAUAAAGGAGAUCGAAGACAAACAGAAAACCACAGACAAACAGGCUGAAGACUUCAUCACAGAGCUGGAACAGGAAAUCUCUGAGCUGAUGAAGAGAAGCACUGAGGUGGAGCAGCUCUCACUCUCUGAAGACCACCUCCACCUCCUCCAAAGCUUCCCAUCCCUGAAAGCUGCUCCACCCACCAAGGACUGGACAGAGGUCAGAGUCCGUCCACCAUCAUAUGAGAGGACUGUGGUGAGAGCUGUGGCUCAGCUGGAGGAGACGCUCAGUAAAAAGAUGAAGAAGCUGAUUAAUGAGGCUGAGCUGAAGAGGGUCCAGCAGUAUGCAGAGGAUGUGACUCUGGAUCCUGAUACAGCAAGUCCUAAACUCGUCCUGUCUGAUGAUGGAAAACAAGUCAAUCAUGGUGAUGUGUGGAAGAAUCUCCCAGACAACCCAGAGAGAUUUUCUCAAUGCCCUAUUGUUUUAGGAAAGCAGAGUUUCUCUUCAGGCAGAUUUUACUUUGAGGUUCAGGUUAAAGGAAAGACUGAGUGGACAUUAGGAGUGGCCAGAGAGUCGAUCGACAGGAAGGGAGUCAUCACACUGAGCCCUGAUGAUGGUUACUGGACGAUAUGGUUGAGAAAUGGAAAUGAGUACAGAGCUCUUGCUGGCCCCUCAGUCCGUCUCUCUCUGAAGUCUCAGCCUGAGAAGGUGGGGGUGUUUGUGGAUUUUGAGGAGGGUCUGGUCUCCUUUUAUGACGUAGCUGCUGCAGCUCUCAUCUACUCCUUUACUGGCUGCUCCUUCACUGAGAAACUCUACCCAUUCUUUAAUCCAGGGCUUAAUGAUGGUGGUAAAAACUCUACCCCUCUUCUCAUCUGUCCUGUCAAUCAAACUGAGUAGAAUAAUAAUUUCAGUUAUUUUAUGAUUUGAUUUAUUUUAAUUCCAGGGAACAAAUGUACAUAUUUUAAUUACUUUACAAUUCAUAUUAGGGAUCGACCGAUUAUCAGCCUGGCUGAUUAUCGGUGGUAAUAUACAGCAUUUUCUGAUUACCGGUAUCAUUAUGUUUUUUUAACCGAUAACUGAGAACAUAAAAUAUCUCUGAGUAAACUUGUUACUGCGUUAUAUUUUAAAAGGGGAGGGACAGUUGUUGAUGGUCAUUGUGGAGGAUGUAAUGUGUGGAGCUGUGUUACAUUACACAGCGUUUCUGUUAUUUACUUACAUUUACUGAUAUAAAUGGGGUGGACAAAAUAAUAGUAACACCUGAACGCCAUGGUGAGUGUCCUUAUACAGCAGUAGUUUUGUGUUGACAUAUCGGUUCCAGAUAUUGGUUAUCGGUCUCCUUGUUAACCUAUAAUCAGUAUCGGCCCUGAAAAAACCAUAUCGGUCGAUCCCUAAUUUAUAUCUUGUUAUUUUCUACAGAAUCUGAUUACUGCGGUGACUUUGUUGUAAGAUUAUUAUAUGUAUCCCAUCACACAGGCAACACUUAGUUUGAUGCCUCGUCAACCCUGCAGUAGUCACCAACGUGUCACUCAUGACAUCGGGGGUUGACCAGUUUUUCAGGGCCGAUUCCGAAAAAGAUUAUUAGUAAACAAAAAAUACCAAUAAUCAUAAAAAUGCUCAAUAUGGCAUCUGAUAUAUGGCCGGGCCGAUAAUCAGUCGAGCCCUGAUGUGUAACUAUAGAAAAUAUAUUGUUAAGUGCAGAGGUUACAAAUGGGUGGAUCACUGUCCUGGUCCAGACCCAGAUGGCAAACUGUCCGGACCUAUUACCUACAAAUGAUCAAGAACUACCAUCAACAUUUUGGACCUUUGCUAUUUCAUACAAAAUGCAGUCUGUGUCAUUGUUAUUCAAGUUGUGAAAAGCUCAUGGACAAAGGUAAUUAGUUGAAUGCUAAUUACUGAUUAAGUACUGGUUACUUUGGACUAUUUUCCUUUGAUUUCUGAAUACUGGUCAAAUGGAUUGUGAUUUAAAAGAAUCUGUAAAUACGUGACUGUAAAAUAAACUUGUCUGAUGUUGAAGACUUUAAACACGA
Molecule: messenger RNA, 2892 nt
Organism: Seriola dumerili (greater amberjack)
Lineage: Eukaryota; Metazoa; Chordata; Actinopteri; Carangiformes; Carangidae
Product: E3 ubiquitin-protein ligase TRIM39-like
Exons: 2
Coding region: 116-1762 (548 amino acids)
Molecular function (GO): zinc ion binding; protein binding
Source: RefSeq, a predicted model, not a curated record